AUGGAAGCAGCUGCAAAGGAACUGACCAAAGCUCUAACAAAAAACACCAACAAUCCAAUAUUAGCAUGGCAAAUUUUCAAACGCAUGACUUCAAAUCCCAAUUUCCCAUCCAAUUCAUUCAAUCAAUCAAUCCCUCUUCUCACCAAAAUCUUAAUAAAUGCCAAAAUGUUCACCCAAAUCAACACCCUUCAUCAACUCGUUCUCUCAAAUUCACCCGAUUUUUCGGGUUUGCUCAUCCGGGCUAUUGCGAAUUCGGGUCAUUUCAAUCUUGCUGUUUCCCAAUUGCAAGCUUUUCGAUCACUUCACCCGAAUAAGCCUCUACCCGUUUCGUUGUAUAAUGUACUUAUAAGGUUGUCGAUUCAGGAAAAUGACACGGGAUGUGUUCGGAUGUUGUAUAAGGAUAUGGUUGUGUGCAGAGUUGCUCCAGAUACUUAUACUUUUAAUCUUUUGAUUGGCGGAUUAUGUGAUUCGGGUUGUUUAGAUGAUGCACGUAAGGUGUUUGAUAAAAUGUCUGACAGAGGGUGUCGGGUUAACGAGUUUACGUUUGGGAUUUUGGUUCGUGGGUAUUGUAGAGCUGGACGUGCUAGUGAAAGUUUGGAGCUUUUAGAGGUGAUGAGGAGUAUGGAGGCUGUCCCGAAUAUUGUUGUUUAUAAUACGUUAGUUUCCGCUUUUUGUAAGGAAGGUAAGACUGAUGAAGCGGAGAAGUUGGUUGAGAGGAUGCGAGAGGAUGGGCUUGUUCCGAACGUGGUUACUUUUAAUUCCAGAAUUUCGGGUCUAUGUAGGUCGGGGAAAGUUUUGGAGGCUUCGAGGAUCUUUAGAGAUAUGCAAGUUGAUAAGGAUUUAGGGUUGCCACAGCCGGAUAUUAUAACUUACAAUUUGAUGCUCGAAGGAUUUUGCAAGGAAGGAAUGAUGGAGGAAGUGAAGACACUGAUUGAAUGUAUGAAGGAAAUCGGUGUUGAUUUGGGAGUAGAAAGUUAUAAUAUAUGGUUGUUGGGUUUGCUGAGAAAUGGACUGGUUUUGGAGGCACAAGCUGUUCUUGAUGAGAUGACAGAAAAGGGUUUGCAUCCGACCAUUGUUUCGUACAAUACCCUGAUGGAUGGUUUAUGCAAGAACGGUAUGUUACGUGAUGCAAAAAUGGUCAUGAGUUUAAUGAAAAGUUGUGGAGUGGUUCCUGAUGUGGUCUCUUAUAGCAUCCUCAUUCAUGGCUACUGUAAAAAAGGUAAUAUCAGUGAAGCUAAUAAUAUUCUACGUAAUAUGAUCGCAAAUGGCUGUUUUCCCAAUAAUUACACUUGCAACAGCUUGCUUAAGAGCCUUUGGAAAGAGGGGAAAGUAGUAGAGGCAGAGGAGUUGCUGAAUAAAAUGAAAGAAGGGGGUUAUGCCUUGGAUAUGGUGACCUAUAAUAUCGUUCUUGAUGGACUAUGUAAAGCUGGUAAAGUGGACAGAGCAAUUGAAACCAUGCAUGAAUUGUGGAAUCAAGAGAGUGAUGCUCCUGGUGCCGUAGGUGAUUCAUAUAUCGGCUUUGACAAUGAUAACAAUAAGAAUAGUUGUAAACCUGACUUAAUUACUUAUUCGACUAUUAUUAAUGCGUUAUGCAAGGAUGGGAAGCUUGAUGAAGCCAAAAAGAAGCUUGUAGAAAUGAUAGGGAGAAAUAUAUACCCAGAUUCAAUUAUUUACGAUAUUUUUGUAUACAAUCUAUGUAAAAUGGGAAAGGUAUCUUCUGCAUUUCGGGUUCUCAAGGACAUGGAGAAAAAAGGAUACAACAAGAGCUUACAAACAUACAACUCUUUAAUCCUUGGUUUAGGAAUGAAGAGUCAAUUCUUCGAAAUGUAUGGGUUGAUGGAUGAAAUGAAAGAAAGAGGUAUCUCUCCUAACGUUUUUACGUACAACAAUAUGAUAAGAUGUUUAUGUGAGUCGGGGCAAAUUGAUGAUGCCACUAAACUAUUGGAUGAAAUGUUGACUAAUGGUGUAUCUCCAAACAUUUCGACCUUUAAAUUAUUAAUCAGACCUCUAUGCCAGAUAGGAGAGUUCAGACCAGCCCAGGAUGUAUUUGAUAUAGCAGUAAGUAUAUUUGGUCAUAAGGAAGUUCUGUAUAGCUUCAUGUUCAAUGAGUUAGUUGCUGGAGAAGAGCUAUUGGAAGCAAAGGACGUUUUCAUGUCCUCAUUGGAUAGGUGUUUUGACAUUGGGAACUUUAUAUACCAAGAUUUCAUUGGUAGACUCUGCAAGGCUGAAAUGAUUGAAUGUGCCAGCAUUGUUCUCAGGAAAAUGAUUAAAACAGGAUACUCAUUUGAACCUGCUUCAUUUAUGCCAGUAAUUGAUGGCUUGCGCCUGACAGGAAAUAAUCCGGAAGCUGAUGAAUUUGCUCAGUGGAUGCUUGAUAUGGGAUCAGAGCCUAAGGUUACAAAUAAAAUUAACCAAAAUGCUAGGGUGUUUACCCGCAGAAAACCUGCAAACAACAAAGAAAACAAUUGGCAGAGCAUACUGCACAGAGAUGAUGGCAGUGGUUCCGCUAUGAAAAUUGUGAAUAAGUUACAGAAAGGAUGGGGUCAUGCAAGAAUAUCAAAUUUGCAGUCCCCCGAGUAUGACUUAUUUGAUAGCUGAGAGAGUAUUGAUAUAAAAUUUUCCAGACACUAGUUAUUUGUCUUAUGUAUCCAUUUAAAUCAGGGCUAAAUUUUAAGGUUACAGCCUGUAACUUUUUAUGGGAGGAAACUGCUACAAGAGCACUGUGGUGUCUUAAAAGUCUGGAAAGUUGUAUAAUAAAGAUGUUUGUGCAUCUACAGAUUAAAGUGCUCAAGUUGUUCAUCUACAAUAAUGUCAAGGCCGUUCAGCCAAUCAAAGCUAUUCAGAAACAACAAACCAUGUGUUCAAUUGGUGGUCACGUAUUUGCCAAAUCUGACAUCGAAUCUGUUGGAGAGGCAAGUAAAAUUCGUAGCUGCCAUUACAUUUUACCUGUGAGUUAAGUGACGAUCACCUCUCCAUAAUGACCUACAUUGAAGAGGUAGAAUAUCUCCAAUGAUGCUAUACUAAUCUAAUGGUAAAUCAAGCAUACUAAACUAUAUCUGUUAAUCCCUAUUUAUAGAGCUAUGUAAUUAUGGAUAUAUUAUAGUUAUUAGUAACUGAAUCAUUGUAGUACCAUUGCCAUUAUACUGUUUUUGGUGUUGUUAUGUAUGGGUUUAACAGUACCAUCAGAGCAAACUGGCACAGCUGAAUUGACUACUACGUAAAUGCAUAAUCGUUGGGGGUAGGCGAUCAAAAACUGCUAGAACAUGUGGCAGAAGGAAGUGGGAGAAAAUAUGAAAUCUGAAUUCUUGUGUUAUUCUUCUUUACUGAUUUUCGAUAUAACUUAGGUAAAAUCUAGUGUAUGCAAUAAAAGCAACCAGAAUGGUAUUUAAUCUGACAAUAAUAUAUUUACAGGGUUCGAGUUUCGACAUAGUCACUGUCAGGGAGUAAAAGAAAACGAAAUAGAAGCAGAGAAGUAUAUGGAGGUACAGAGAACUCAUGCGACGGUUGUUACGGCUACUAGAAGUCUAGAACUUGUCCGUGUGUUUCCAGAAUUCCAGCUCAUUUUUGCAUGUGGGGAGACAACUAAAAGCUAGGGUAGCUCUUGCAUAGAAUGGAAAGAGUAGCGCUUUCGUAUCAGAUGUAGCAACCUCAAGGUAUUGAAUUUGAGAUCUUAGCAUCACGCGCUCCUGUGGUGGCAAAGGCAAAUGUGACACUGGUAUUUGAUCCUCAACUUGCUUAUAUUCAAAUAAGAUUUGGUGAGCUUCGGUGUAUCCAUUAGAUUUGAUUCAGAUUUCCAAGAUAUGUUAGAGGUGCACAUUGAUUUUAUGCUAGAAAGACGAUAUAUAUAUAUAUAUAUAUAUAUAUGUUAUGUUUCUUUCAUACAAGAAUCUUUAUCUAGUAUCCAACAAUAAAACGAAUGCAUUUUGUACUUUC
Erigeron canadensis is the source of this 3933-nucleotide messenger RNA. Its product is annotated as pentatricopeptide repeat-containing protein At2g17140. The record is from RefSeq and is a predicted model, not a curated record. Lineage: Eukaryota; Viridiplantae; Streptophyta; Magnoliopsida; Asterales; Asteraceae. Bases 1 to 2598 code for a protein of 865 amino acids. Gene Ontology annotation, molecular function: protein binding. The transcript is spliced from 8 exons.